CCCCCUUUCUUUUCCCUACAGAGGCGAAAACACAAAAUGGGAGUGGAAGGUGGGAUGAAAUGUAUUAAAUACCUGGUAUUUUUCUUCAACUUUUUAUUCUGGCUCUGCGGAAUUGCCCUGAUUGCCCUGGGAAUUUUUGUACAAAUUGAGCUCAGAAACACACUGGUGAUGACCGGCCCGGCAUCAGCUUCUGCUGCUCCUAUUGUCAUCCUAUCCGUGGGUGUUAUAGUGUUCUUCAUCUCCUUCUUUGGUUGCUGUGGGGCAAUGAAAGAGAACUACUGUAUGGUCACCACGUUUGCUGUCCUCCUGACUCUGAUCUUCCUGGUGGAGAUUGCAGCUGCCAUUGCAGGCUAUAUCUUUAAGGACAAGAUCCAAGCAGUGAUUAAAGAUGAAGUUCAGGUAGAAAUGAAUAGCUACAAUAGUUCAGGCACUAAUCCUUUCGAUGAAUUGCAGAAGGAGUACUCCUGCUGUGGAGCCUUAAAUUACACUGACUGGUUUAAUGUCACACAAUUUAAGCCUAGCCGUGUACCCCGCUCCUGCUGCAAGAAUGGCACUGAAUGUACCAACCAUCCAACUCCUGAGAAUGUUCAUGAGGAGGGUUGUGUGACAAAAAUAGAAGCUUGGCUGCGAAAGCACAUUGUGAUUGUGGCUGGAGUUGCAUUGGGCAUUGCCUUCUUUGAGAUCUUGGGCAUCAUUUUUGCCUGUUGCCUCAUGAAAGGAAUCCGCAGUGGCUAUGAGGUCAUGUAAUGGUUUCUGUUGCUGUUAUGAGGCCAGUCACAAAACUCUGGAAUACUUCAGUCUCCUUUUCUGGGGAUGUAGUUGACCAUCAUGUGCCAAUGGGACAGGGCUGGGUGGAUGCCUCUUCUUCUGUUGCCUGUUAUGAAAAUAUAUGCUACCCUCAAAGGAUUCACUUGUUGCCUUAUCUCUUUUCCUUCCCUCCCAUAAUGGGCAGGUUUGAUCCAUUCCUUGCAUCUCACUGCCACUCCUAGAACUUGCAUUAUCCUUCAUGUUAGACUUGUGUACCACCUAGUGGGCAUCUUGUGAUAUGCAACAAAUGUUCCUAAUGUCCUUAGUAGGUGUGAGCAAGCAUCUUUCAAAUUCUCACUUCCUUAAAGACAUCUAUUCUGCCUUUUGAGUCCUUUCAAGUAGACUGUCUUAUAUGUUCAGCUAUUCCUCUUUUCCUUUGGAAAGGUAGGGUCUUGAGUCUUUAUAGGUCAUAAUAAGAAGGAAAAUUGUCAGAGUUAAUAUUUUUAGCCAGAAAAAUCACUAUUUGGAAAAUAAAAACCAUUGUUUCACCCA
Python bivittatus (Burmese python) is the source of this 1299-nucleotide messenger RNA. Lineage: Eukaryota; Metazoa; Chordata; Lepidosauria; Squamata; Pythonidae. The record is from RefSeq and is a predicted model, not a curated record.